GCUCUUCCUCCCGCUGUGCUCAAAGUCACGAGCAUCAAGCGGCUCUUCCUCGAAAGCAACGAUCUUGCUGAACUACCGCACCAGCUCCCUUCUCUGACCUCCCUCACAGAGCUCUGGCUAGGAUACAACAGCAUACGUGAUCUGAGCCUCGACGCUGGGAGCUGUUGUGGCCUGACAGCCUUGACGGUGCUGGACUUGAGCAGCAACCGGCUCAAGGCUCUGCCCGAGGACUUGGCUUUGCUGACGUCGCUACGGUCUCUAUCGCUCGACAACAAUCAGCUGAAGGCACUGCCCUGCAUGCAGGACUGGACCUCCUUGCUCAGGCUCUCAGCGUCAAACAAUGAGCUUAACUGCCUUCCCGCGACUUUCAGCUCGCUCGUCUCUCUGCAGACCAUGGUUGUCAACAAUAACCUGAUUGAUGUGCUCCCAGCAAAUCUCAGUCGGCUGACAAGCUUGCGCUCUUUUGACAUCAGCUAUAACUGUCUGCGACAUCUUGGGUUGCCUGAUAACGGACUGCACCAGCUUUCUUCUCUCACGUCGUUGGAAGCGAAGAUGAACGAGAUCGCGGAGCUAUCUGUGCCGGGUCUCGCAGGGACAUGCAUGUUUGAGGGCCUGGAGGUGUUGAAUCUCAAAGGGAACAAGCUUCUCUCUCUCCCGCAGGAAGUCUUGCACCUGCAUCGCCUCAAAGAACUAGACCUCUCUUACAACCUCAUCUAUGAUCAUCAAGGUCUCGUCUCCUUCAUUCGGUCGCAAGUUGAGAUGCACAUGGAGAGACGGUCCUUGACAGAUCUCCCUGCCCUCGUCUUGAAGAGCAGAGAGCUGCGACACCUCUUCUUGUCUCACAACCUGCUGCUCAAGUUGCCGGAGACCAUGACAUCUCUGACUAGUUUGCAAACUCUGCAUGUAGACAACAACAGGCUCAUCUUGUUGGAGCGAUGGAUCUCCGAGCUCCAGUCGCUCACGGAUGUGAAUCUCAGUGUUAACAAUCUU
Molecule: messenger RNA, 990 nt
Organism: Guillardia theta CCMP2712
Lineage: Eukaryota; Cryptophyceae; Pyrenomonadales; Geminigeraceae
Exons: 3
Molecular function (GO): protein binding
Source: RefSeq, a predicted model, not a curated record